GGCAACAAAAGGACCAAAUGACUUGAAUUCCGCGUGAGUGACAGCCAGCUGCUGAAAUGGGAGGGUGAGAGCUUUCCUCAUCCCUCCAGUCUCCCUCAGUGUGAAGAGCUCCGGAGCUUCCUGAAGCGAAACCAGCCGGCGGCGGCGGAGGAGGAGAGGAGGACGGCGGUGUAUCACAGUAGCAGACACCUCUCAUCACCACCCCCGGUGGGACUUCCACAAGGUGGAGAUAGCAGACGCUCGAAGAGGGCUAUAAAGACGCGAAAGAUUCCUCGUUGCUGUUGCGCAGCAUCCUGGCUGAUUCCCAAACUUGGACACUUGCUUUUUCGUCUCCUAUCUGGGAUUAUUCUAGCUUUCUCUGCGUGGCAAAAGGACUUUAUUUGAUUUAUUAUUUUCUUUUAGUCCAACGCUGUGUCAACUUUUCUUCCAGCGGAUGUGAAAGUAGCUCCUUUUUACGAUGUUUUCAAAUCGUCACUUGAACUAACCAGACGAUGGCGGUCAAGUAAAAUUGACCCCCGAGGCAGGAGUCAAAGUAGGGGGAAAGCCAUGCGGAGUCGUCGGUGAGCUACUGCGGGUGACCGGAGAGGAUGGCGGGAGGCAACCGGGAGCUGACGGUCACUUCCUCCCCGGCGGUGGCGGCCAACGCUGAAGGAGAAGAAAUAGAAGUGUUGGAAAGCACCGACGUCCUUCCCGUGGCUCCCGAAGACAAAUGGAAGGAGCUCUUUGACAAGUAUGACCCUGACAAUUCGGGCUUCAUCAGUACUGAGCGCUUCAGGGACCUGUUGGCAACACAUGGCUCAGAGCUCGACCCUCACAAGCUAGAAGUACUCUUGGCCCUGGCUGAUGGUAACUCUGAUGGAAAAAUCUGCUACCAAGACUUCGUCAACCUGAUGAGCAACAAGCGCUCCAAUAGCUUCCGGAGGGCAAUCCUCCAGGGGGGCAGGCACUUAAAAGGCAGCAGUCUCAGGGAUGAGGUCGGUCUCGGUCUUUCUCAGCGCUUGGUCCGACAUGUCGCAUAUGAGACAUUGCCGCGCGAAGUGGAUCGCAAGUGGUACUUUGACAGCUACAACUAUUGGCCCCCACCAUGGCUGAUCCUGACCAUAACCAUUCUUGAGGUAUUCGUUUUCUUUUAUUAUGGAUGUCUUCUGGAUCGCCUGGUGCUGCAGGUGUCCAGCCCAUCAUUCCUUAAAAGUCCUCUACCUUACCACCCCCAGCUCCGGGCCCAGGCCUGGAGGUACCUCAGCUACAUUUUCAUGCACACCGGGAUUGAACACCUGAGCCUGAACAUGGCCAUGCAGCUCCUGGUGGGAGUGCCCCUUGAGAUGGUCCACGGUGCGGCGAGGAUUGGACUGGUCUACGCGUGUGGUGUGCUGGCAGGGUCUCUGGCGGUGUCGGUCACUGACAUGACGGCUCCCGUGGUUGGCUCGUCUGGUGGGGUGUACGCCUUGGUCUCUGCGCACCUGGCCAAUGUAGUGAUGAAUUGGUCUGGCAUGAAGUGUCAAUUUAAAUUAUUCCGGAUGGCCAUGGCUCUGGUGUGCAUGAGUGUGGAAUUUGGCCGGGCAGUGUGGCUCCGCUUCUACCCGCCUGCCUUUCCUCCUUGUCCCAACCCCAGCUUUGUAGCUCACCUUGGAGGGGUGAUGGUGGGACUCACGCUGGGCGUAGUGGUCCUGCAGAACUACGAGCAGCGGCUGCAGGAGCAAUCUCUCUUUUGGAUCUUCUUCUGCGUCUACACCUUGUUUGUGCUUUGCGCUGUCUUUUGGAACAUUUUCGCCUACAGUUUGCUUGAUGUGCGGUUGCCACCACCACCGUGACAACUGGACCCCCUUCUUCCUGUCAGUCAAGUGUACGAAGCUGUGUGAUCUGUGCUAGUGGUUGAGAUGAUGUACAUCCAACAGCGAGUGUGAGAGUGCUUCGAUUCAAACAUCGCUUUUUUAAAAUUUCAUCCAUUUGCUGCAUUUUAUAAAGAAGCCUUACAAUUCUUUCCCAUCACAUCAUGUCACUAUGCCAAUAAUCAUCAUUACUUUACAGAGCACUAUAAAAAAAUGCGAAGGCUCAAUGCCAUGUCUCCACAAAUUUGUAUUUUUAUUCCGUAGUGACGUGUGAAAACAACCAUAGAGUGGAGCAAAUAAGUAUUUAGUCAACCACUAAUUGUGCAAGUUCUCUCAGUUGAAAAUAUUAGAGAGGCCUGUAAUUGUCAACAUGGGUAA
This is a messenger RNA of Corythoichthys intestinalis (scribbled pipefish), 2207 nucleotides long. It is a transcript of the gene rhbdl3, whose product is annotated as rhomboid, veinlet-like 3 (Drosophila). Gene Ontology annotation, molecular function: calcium ion binding; serine-type endopeptidase activity. The coding region runs from base 588 to 1811 and encodes 407 amino acids. Gene Ontology annotation, cellular component: membrane. The transcript has 10 exons. Lineage: Eukaryota; Metazoa; Chordata; Actinopteri; Syngnathiformes; Syngnathidae. The record is from RefSeq and is a predicted model, not a curated record.